This is a messenger RNA of Phanerochaete carnosa HHB-10118-sp, 582 nucleotides long. RefSeq lists its product as uncharacterized. The coding region runs from base 1 to 582 and encodes 193 amino acids. The transcript has a single exon. The record is from RefSeq and is a predicted model, not a curated record. NCBI's taxonomy places the organism in Eukaryota, Fungi, Basidiomycota, Agaricomycetes, Polyporales, Phanerochaetaceae.
AUGCAGUCGGACUCUGGACUGAACCCGUUUGACUCCUCGUUCGGCCGGGGCCUCUGGAGAGUUCAUGAAGGCUGUGUCCAGUACAUUCGAGCAUUCCCUCCCCCGACCCGCCCGCCUCGUUGCGCUGCGCCCCCGGCUGUGAACACCGACCCUUUCCACAGCAAGUUGACGUCAUGCACCCACUCAAAAUCAGUCGAAGGGUCCGCCAUGGGUCUGAGGAGGAAUGCAUUUGAUGCCAGGUGGAGUGCGAGGAGACAUGGGAAACACGGGGACAACGGCGUCUGCCGGUACUGGACGCCCAUUUCGGAGCGCGCAGUUACUGUCGAUCCCGCCGGCUGGGACCGCCCCCACGUCGACGGGGUAGCGGCCGCAGUGCAGCCGUCGUCGGUCUCGGCCUACAGCAGUGCCUCCGCCGUCCGUGACUUUCGCCAUUCCUGUCAGCCAAACACAAACCCUGUAUUCUCGGACUCGGAUGAGUCAAUGCCGGUCCGUGCCGCAGUAAGCACCACCUCCGACUGCUGCCAAAGUACAGAGCUAUCUCCUAUGCGCGCACCCCCACUGAAUGAGCACAGCGAUCCGUAA